GUUAAGGAAAGGAAACUUGCUGAAUGCGUCCUAGACUUGCUUGCCGCUGGAAUUGCAUCCAAGAAGAACCGGUUUGAUCUUCCUUCCUUUGGGUCUUCUGCUGAGUUUGGGCAGGAGAGGAUGGUUGGGCUGCUACUACUGGCAUAGGAAACGGGAAGGCAGUAACCUUUGAUGAUGUGGCCGUAUAUUUCACAGAGGGACAGUGGGCUCUUCUGGACCCAAUGCAAAGAGCCCUUUACAGGGAUGUUAUGCAGGGGAACUAUGAGAAUGUGGCAUCUACGGAAGUUAUCAAGUCGGAAUGGGCGGCGCCAAGUGUCCCGAAAAAAGCUUCCAACUCUUCCACUAGAUUCUACACGUUCCAACAAGAACCUACCACACUCCUCCAAACGCCGACCACCGAUGCUCCUAUUUCACAACUAAGCAGCGGAUCCCUGUUACUGAGAGAUAGGGAAGGGUUCCUCAAAGAACCAUCCGAUAAGAAGGCGGAGUUCUCGUUCCGACGGGUCCACGACAACGCCUCACUGGCUACACGAUCAGCCGCAGUGGCCUCCAUGACGGCCAGGGCCAGUCUUUUGUGGAUCAACGAUCUCAUCGACGAGACUCCACCGGAAUCUACUCGCCUAAGACAGCAGCUGUUGAAACUACAGCGCGCACAGGCACUCAUCGCCGAUACUUCCCUAUACGUUACUCGGCAAGAUCUAUACGUUACUCGGCAAGAUCCUCGGCGGCUUCAGUGGUCGGUAGAAGGCAUCUCUGGCUGAAGGCGUGGCAAGCAGACUCCGUAUCCAAGAACAACCUAUGUGCUCUGCCUUACGAGGGUUCCAAGCUCUUCGGCGAUUCAGCCCUAGAGAACAUACUAGUCGAAUCGAAAGAUAAAAAGAAAACCAUGCCGUCGGCCCCCAGGAAGCCCGAUAAACCAGCUUUCAGAAGAAGCUACCAACAGCCUUUUCAUUCCUUUCGCCCCGCCUUUAGAGGCAGAGACAGAGACUUCCGCGGCUCCAGAUCCUCCUGGCCCCGCCAGCGAUUCACCAGCAGGAACCCCAACUUCCGCAACCCCGGCAGCCAGGGGAAACCUCAGGCAAAGAAUCAGUUCUGACACAGACUUCCUCAGCCUGGGGGGUCGCCUAUCCUACUUCCUCCCAACAUGGCUACGCGAUAUAUCGGAUGCAUGGGCUCUGGAGGUCAUUCGUUUCGGUUACAGGAUCGAGCUGGGCUCCUCCCCUCGUCCACGAUUUCUCCCUACUCCCCGCUCUCACUCCUCUUCAAAGCACGCGGAAAUGUCCAUGGCUAUCCUACACCUGCGAGACAUCGGAGCCAUAGAGCUUGUGCCCAGGGGGCAGGAGGGGAGAGGAGUCUACUCCAUCCUGUUUACGGUACCAAAAAAGGACGGGUCCCGCAGUGCGGUUCUAGACCUAAAAUAUUUGAACUCCUUCAUCAGAACACGCAAGUUUCGCAUGGAGUCCCUCCGCUCCAUUUUAGAAUCUCUGCAGCAAGGAGACUUUCUGUCAUCAAUAGAUUUACGGGAGGCCUAUCUACACAUUCCCAUACAUCCCGACAGCAGGCCGCUACUCCGCUUCAAAUACGCAGGCUGGACUAUCAAUUCAAGGCCCUCCCCUUCGGCCUCGCCUCUGCACCCAGGACGUUCACCAAGAUCCUCGCCCCGGUCCUCGCUCUACUUCGUAUUCAGGGGGUACACAUAGUGGGGUACCUCGACGAUCUACUCCUAAAAUCGGAGUCCUGGGAUUCAGCAGUAAGGGAUCUGGAAAGGACCAUGACAACACUGAAUCAACACGGUUUUCUAAUCAACAUAGAAAAGAGUCACCUCGGGGUAAUAAUCGACACUCUAUCGUGCAAGGUCUUCCUCCCGGAAGACAGAGCCCAGGUGCUUACAUCAGAAACAAGGGACGUCCUGGCGAGGCUGAAGUCGCCUCUACUGUCCUUGGCUCGACUCCUGGGACUAAUGGUGUCAACGCUGGAAGCGGUCCCGUGGGCAAGGCUACACCUUCGGGUCCUCCAAUGGUACCUCCUAAAAUUCCAAGCGUGCAUAACCACGAGGCGCAACAUCCUAGUCAUUCCGCCUCCACAGGUGAAAAUGUCCCUGACCUGGUGGACCAGGUCUCGGAAUCUCCAAACAGGCAAGUGCUUCCUCGAACUUCCGAAACUCAUUAUCACAACAGACGCAAGCAACAGAGGCUGGGGGGCACACUUCCUACAACACUCAGUCCAAGGACGAUGGGAGAGCCUAGAAAGAUCCCAUUCUAUAAACUGGCUCGAGCUGAGAGCUAUCCGUCUGGCCCUCUUACAUUUCCAACCCCUGGUCGAGGGGAAAGAUGUCUUAGUGAAAACGGACAACACCACAGCCAAGGCACACGUAAACAGACAGGGAGGAACUCGAUCGCGUUCUCUGUUCCAGGAAUCAGUCCUCCUCCUAUCUUGGGCCGAGAAGCACCUCAAUUCCAUCACAGCUCACCAUGUCAAGGGAGAUCUGAACUCAGUAGCGGAUUGGUUGAGCAGGGAGGACCUCCUCCCGGGGGAGUGGUCCCUCAACACGGAAGUGUUCGAUCAGUUGGCAUACAAGUGGGGGCAGCCACAAGCAGACUUGUUCGCCACUCCCCUCAACGCAAAGACAGAGAUAUUCAUCACCAGGUUCCACUGUCGUGCAGCAUGGGGAACGGAUGCCCUGUCUUGCAGAUGGCCCCAGGGUCUCCUGUACGCCUUCCCCCCGAUACCACUUCUGACCAGAGUACUCCGCAGGAUACGGAAUCUGAGAGCAGAGGUCGUCAUGGUGGCCCCGUUCUGGCCCAGACGUCACUGGUUCACGGACCUCGUAGGCAUGGCAAUAGACCAGCCUUGGCACCUCCCCGCGAGACCAGACCUUCUUCUCCAGGGGCCAGUUCACCAUCCCAAUCCGGGCUGGUUUCAACUAGCUGCCUGGAGACUGAGCGGAUCCGAUUGCGAGCGCAGGGACUUCCUCCCAAAGUGACUGAAACCAUCCUGGCUUCUAGGAAAAAUUCCACUAAUCGAAUCUACCAGUAUACAUGGAGGAUGUUUCUGCGUUGGCUCCACAGGAAAAAACUCCCUAGUGACGAGGCAACUCCACUACAUCUCCUACAAUUCCUCCAGGAUGGGCUUGAUAAAGGACUGAAGCCCAACACCCUCAAGAGGCAAGCUGCCGCAUUAUUGCCAGUGUUGAAGGGGAAGGCUAACUCACAGUAUCAUUCUCUCCUAAAAAGGUUUCUCAGGGGGGCCACCCUAUUGUCUCCCCCAGUGAUACAUCGUUUCCCCUCAUGGGAUCUGAAUUUGGUGCUUCAAGCAUUACAAGGCCCUCCUUUCGAACCGAUCCGUACCAUACCACUACGCCUCCUGUUUCAGAAGUUGGCCUUCUUGGUGGCACUCACCUCUGCUAGAAGAGUUUCCGAGCUGAGAGCGCUCUCAGUCCACAAGUCGUUCUGCGUCUUCUCUGAGGACUCGGUCAGGCUGAUUCCGGACCCCUUUUUCCAACCAAAGGUGAUAUCUCAUUUCCAUGCAUCACAAGACAUCUUUCUUCCUUCAUUCUGCCCGCAUCCGAAGCACCCCAGAGAGAAACUGUGGCACAAGCUGGAUUUACGUAGAUGCUUGAGAUGCUACAUAAAAUGCACGGCCAGUUUUCGUAAGACCGAAUCUAUGUUUGUCUCUUACCUGCCCACCUCUAUGGGAGAGGCGGUAUCAGCAAGAACUAUUGCUAAAUGGAUUAGAGCAUGCAUUACCUUAGCUUAUGAGACACAAAAGGUCCCUCCUCCGGCCAAUAUUUGGGCACACUCCACCAGGUCGGCAGCCGCCUCGGCCGCCUUCUCCACUAACGCUUCAGUACAGGAGAUUUGUAAGGCAGCGGUAUGGAAGAGUCCAUCCACCUUUAUAAAACAUUAUAAACUGGACACAUACGCCGCUGCCCAAGCGGCAUUCGGUAGGAGAGCACUCCAGAGGGUUCUUCCCCAGGAAUGAGCAGCUUUAUCCCUCCCUGACUUGGGAAGUUUGCUUUGGUAAGUCCCAUCUUCAUGAGAUGCCUUGACAGCACCAAUCGAGAAUGAAGCAUUGGUUACUCACCGUGAAGGCUUCUUCUGGUUGCUGCUGUCAAGGCAUCUCAGCCCACCCUUGUGGCUCGCUGUCCUCUCUAGGGGAAGAACCCUCCUGGGACCAGGUUAUACGCUCCCACACACAUCUGUUCCUUGCAGGGCGUAGGGAAAUGUAUAUGUGUUUCUUCUCUCUUGUAUUAUUCUCUGCAUAACUUUCUCGUACUACUGGUUCGCUCGGCCUAGAAGAACUGGGGCGGGGUUAUCCCCGUCAGAGUUAUAUAGGACUGCCUUUCUAAACUAAUUUGCAUAGUCCUGCCUAGGAGCACGUGACAGGGAUAACCCAUCUUCAUGAGAUGCCUUGACAGCAGCAACCAGAAGAAGCCUUCACGGAGAUGAGCAAGUGAAUGAGAAGGAAGAGGAAUGUCUUCAGCCAGAAAAUUCUGAGUUGGAGAUGCAAAAAGAGACAUUGUUACAAAGAGCCCAAGAGAACAUUUCCAGUGGUCAGGAAAAUGGAGAGAGUUCUGGGUCUUGGCAUGGACCGGAGAGGCAGCAAAGAAAGCAUCUUGGGAAUCGGGAAGUUAAAGUCAUUCCUUGUGACAAAAGCAGGACAGGUCUUGAAAGUACAAUCCAAAAGCGAAGUCAUAGGAAUAAAAGACCAAAGACACGCACAGAACAGAAAAGAAGCUCUACUCAGAAAACUCCUAACAGAACUGGUCCAGUGGCAAAAUCAGAAAAGUGCUCAGUCUGUAGCAAAACUUUCUGCAAUAACACUUACCUUGUAAUACACGAGCGAUCCCACACAGGAGAGAAACCGUACGCAUGCACGGAUUGUGGGAGGUGUUUCAGCUCCCCAUCGAAUCUUCUUUCACAUGAGAAGAUCCACACAGGAGAGAGACCUUAUAAAUGCUCUGAUUGUGGGAGAAGUUUUGUACGGAACCGAGACCUUCAGGCGCACAGAAGGAUCCACACUGGUGAGAAACCACAUGCGUGUUCCUAUUGCGGGAAGAAAUUCAGGAGCAAAACGCACGUUGUUCGCCAUGAACGAAUUCACAAAGAAGAGAGGCCGUUCCAGUGCUCAGAGUGUGGAAAAGGAUUCAGACUGAGAGAGCACCUGGCUGUGCAUAAGAGAACCCAUACAGGAGAGAAACCCUUCGAAUGCGCAGACUGUGGGAGGAGCUUCAACUGCGCAUCCAACUUGCACAGGCACAAGAAAACCCACGGAGGAGAGAAACCACAUAAAUGUUCAGACUGUGAGAAAAGUUUCAGAAAUAGUUCAGACCUAAAGUUGCACAGAAGAAUCCACACAGGUGAGAAACCUUAUCAGUGUCCGGACUGUGAAAAAAAAUUCCGUUGCAGUUCAAGCUUCAUAAUGCAUAAGAGAACACAUAAAGGAGAAAAACCAUAUAAAUGCCCAGAGUGUGGCAAAUGCUUAAGUCAGAAAUGGUGCCUUAUCAAUCAUCUGAGGAUGCAUAAAUAUAAGUGCUCAGACUGUGGGAAAAGCUUCAGCCAAAGCUCAGCCCUUCAGCAACAUAAAAGAAAGCACACUGGUGAGAAACCAUUUCGAUGCUUGCUCUGUGGGAAAAGCUUUGACCGCCGGUCGUUGCUGAUGAUUCAUGAGAGAAUUCACACUGGAGAGAGACCGUAUGUUUGCUUGGAGUGUGGGAAAAGCUUUAUACAAAAAUCCAAACUUAUUCGACAUGAGAGAACCCACACUGGGGAGAAACCGUACGAAUGCCCACACUGUAAGAAGAGCUUCAGUGAAAGAGCGAAUCUUGUUCAGCACAUGAGAAUCCAUACAGGAGAGAAACCAUACAAAUGCUCCCACUGUGGGAAAUGUUUCAGCCAAAGAUCUCACUUUGUUGAGCAUGAAAGAUCCCAUCCCGGAGAGAAAUCCUAUGAUUGUUUAGACUGUGGGAAAAGCUUCAGCUAUAUUUCACGUCUUAUUAAACAUCAGAGAAUCCACACAGGUGAUAGUCCCUAUAAAUGUUCAGAAUGUGGAAAAAGCUUUGCUGGUAACUCACAUCUUAAGUCUCACAGAAGAAUCCACUCUGAAGAGAAACCAUACCAGUGCUUGGAUUGUGGGAAAAGUUUCAGACAUAACUCAACCCUUACCAUACAUAAAAGAACCCACACAGGAGAGAAACCAUUUCCAUGUUUGACUUGUGGUAAAAGCUUUAAUAACAGCUCAGGCCUUACAGCGCACAGCAAAACCCACUCAGGGAAGAAGCCAUUUCCGUGUUCACGUUGUGGGAGGAGCUUCAUGCAGAGGUCUGACCUCCUUAAACAUAAGAGAAUCCACAGAAAGGGGAAACAGUUCAAAUGCUCUGACUGUGGGAAGGUCUUUAUUCAGAAAGCGCAACUAACCGUACAUCAGAAAAGCCACACGCAAGGAGGAAAUCGUUAAAAUAAGUCAGGCAGAGGGAGAAUCUUAAUUGCAGAGGUAGUGGGUUAAAAGUGGCUGGAAAAAAUAUGUGACCAGAAUUCCACCUACAGUUUUUGCCACAAAAGAAGAGAUCUGUGGAGAAGUUCCCUUUCCUAGUCCCCCCAAGUAAAGUCUGAAAUGGGGGCAAGGGUGGUAUGGCUUUUCUAGUUCUUUAGGACCUUGUGGUGUUGUAGGAAAAGGCACAGAUAGUCUUAUUGUGGUUGAUAUAUGAAUGGGGGAGCGAGUAAGCAAAGUGGGGGCAGGUUGUUCCCUCCUCCUUCUGGUCACGUUGGUCCCUCACCUGCCUGAGCUUGAUGGAUGAAGUCAGGAGGAGGAGAAAGGGGCAAGCAAAGUGGGAAAUCCUUCUCCCCCCGCCUCAUGCAAUGGAGGGCAUUGCUGGGAGGCAGGCAAGCAGCAAUUCCACCUCCCAAGGAGCGGAGGGCAUUGUUCAUGGCAAGUGGUGAGUCUGCCCCUCUGCAUGGAGCAGAGGGCAGUCUGGCUCCCAAAUUUUUAGAUUGGCUCCUAGAGCCAAAGAGAAUUGGUCAAAGCCUGAUCUGAGCAGAGUUCCGAAAAAGUAGCCCUCCAGAAUCAUGAUGUGCAUUAAAGUAAGAAGAUAAAUAAUGUGUACUGGGAUUUCCAAGAUCAAACCAACAAGAAACAAUAAGAUCUCAACCAAACUAUACAAUAAUCAUAUAUUGAAAAGUAAGCCACAGCUUGAUCCAAUGUAGUACUAUAAUUCAAAAUAUUCAGAGUCUAAGAGAUGACAAAGCAUACAUGAUUGGAGAACUUAUCAAUGAAACUAAAUAUGUGACAUUGGAGGGCUGGUAAAGUCCACAGUGUGGAGAGUGAUGUGAUACAAAACAAAUAAGUCCAUAUAUCCACGACAGUUCGUUUCACUGUAGGUCUUUUUCCAGUGGAAAAUGGUUUUCACAAAAUACUACUCCACAUGCUCCAGACUCCAAUCUUCUGAGAGAUAUAAGACUCUACAUAAAAGUAAAAAUCUAGCACAGCAGGAAAAGAGAUGGUCUAGACUAGAGCCUUUCUCCUUCAUCUGUUAGCUUUCCUCUUUCAGGAUGAUUUUUUUUUAAGUGCAGUGUUAAAAAGUGGUGUCCCUAACCUGUGGUUGUAGAACCUCAAGGCUCUACAACUCAUUUUAUUGCGUGUGUAGGCCAGGCCUACAUUCCUGCACUGAGCAGCAGGGAGGGCUAAAAGGCCUCCAGGGUCCCUUUCACCUUUAAAUUUCUAUGGUUCUAUCUUCAGAUGUAGGAGUCUCAGCAGUAAGCAGGUUUUUGAGAUACAGUGAGGGAAAUAAGUAUUUGAUCCGCUGCUGAUUUUGUCCGUUUGCCCUCUGACACAGAAAUGACCAGGCUAUAAUUGGAAUGGUAGGUUUAUUGUAGCUGUGAGAGACAGAAUAACAACAAACAAACCCUCAGAAGCCCAGUGCCCAAAAGUCAGCGAUGGAUUUGCAUUGUAGUGAGGGAAAUAAGUAUUCGAUCCCCUAUCAACCAGCAAGAUUUCAGGCUCCCAGGUGUCUUUUCACUAUAUGCAGGUAACGAGCUGAGAUGAGGAACACCCUCUGUAAGGGAAUGCUCCUAAUCCCAGCUUGUUACAGUACCUGUAUAAAAGACACCUGUCCAUAGAAGCAAGCAAUCACUCAGCUUCCAAACUCACCACCAUGCCCAAGACCAAAGAGCUGUUGAAGGAUGUCAGGGACAAGGUUGUAGACCUGCACAAGGCUGGACUGGGCUACAAGACUAUUGCCAAGCAGCUUGGUGAGAAGGUGACUACAGUUGGCACGAUAACUUGCAAAUGGAAGAAACACAAAAUAACUGUCAAUCUCCCUCGGUCUGGGGCUCCAUGCAAGAUCUCACCACAUGGAGUUGCAAUGAUCAUGAGAACGGUGACAAAGCAGCCCAGAACUACACGGGGGGAACUUGUCAAUGAUCUCAGGGCAGCUGGAACCAUAGUCACCAAGAAAACAAUUGGUAACACACUAUGCCGUGAAGGACUGAAAUCUUGCAGUGCCCGCAAGGUCCCCCUGCUCAAGGCAGCACAUGUACAGGCCCGUCUGCAGUUUGCCAAUGCACAUCUGAAUGAUCCAGAGGAGAACUGGGUGAAAGUGUUGUGGUCAGAUGAGACCAAAAUUGAGCUCUUUGGCAUCAACUCAACUCGCCGUGUGUGGAGGAGGAGGAAUGCUGCCUAUGAGCCCAAGAACACCAUCCCCACCGUCAAACAUGGAGGUGGACACAUUAUGCUUUGGGGGUGUUUUUCUGCUAAGGGGACAGGACACCUUCACCACAUCGAAGGGACGAUGGACGGGACCAUGUACCAUCAGAUCUUGGGUGAGCACCUUCUUCCCUCAGCCAGGGCAUUGAGAAUGGGUCGUGGAUGGGUAUUCCAGCAUGACAAUGACCCAAAACACACAGCCAAGGCAACAAAGGAGUGGCUCAAGAAGAAGCACAUGAAGGUCCUGGAGUGGCCCAGCCAGUCUCCAGACCUUAAUCCCAUAGAAAAUCUGUGGAGGGAGCUGAAGGUUCGGGUUGCGAAACAUCAGCCUCGAAACCUUUCUGACUUGGAGAGGAUCUUCAAAGAGGAGUGGGACAACAUCUCUCCUGGGCUGUGUGCAAACCUGGUGGCCAACUACAAGAAACGUCUGACCUCUGUGAUUGCCAACAAGGGUUUUGCCACCAAGUACUAAGACAUCUUUUGUGAAGGGAUCGAAUACUUAUUUCCCUCACUACAAUGCAAAUCCAUCGCUGACUUUUGGGCACUGGGCUUUUGAGGGUUUGUUUGUUGUUAUUCCGUCUCUCACAGCUACAAUAAACCUACCAUUCCAAUUAUAGCCUGGUCAUUUCUGUGUCAGAGGGCAAAUGGACAAAAUCAGCAGGGGAUCAAAUACUUAUUUCCCUCACUGUACAUACUUUAUUUUACUUCUGUCCUCCUCUUACACAGCGGGAGUCAUCCAAUUAAUACCUGCUUAACUUCACAAGUACUGUAGCAUUGGGGGCAUCCAGAUUUUUCAUGGGACCCAGACAGAACGGCAGGAAAUAUGUUCAGUCAUUCUCUUGCCAGAUCAUUUUUUUUAGUUUCCUAUUACAAUGGUAUAGCAAAGCAACUGGUAACCCCAAUUAUUGUAGUUCUGUUCCAGACAUCUGAAGAAGUAGGCUACAGCCUACAGAGGCUUUAGCUUUAUUAGAAUUAAUCUAGUCUCAAAGGUCAUUCUGGAGUCAGACUUUGAGAGUGACCUACCUAAGGCUAACAUGCCUAUCUUAUCUACCCUGUGUCAGACAAAUCUUGGACGUCUUUUGUGAGGUUCUGUGCUUUUGUGUAAUUGUUUCUUUCACAUGGUUGUAUGCUGGUUCUCAAGCAUGUAUGAGUUGUACAUUAUACUGUAUUGUUUCUUAUGGGUGGAAGCUGUUUUCUAGGGAACGUGGUAGGUAGAUAUAAUAGAGAAAUAAAAAGAAUAUGUAUGCCAUUUCUGCUGCUGAAGAGACAAGCCACUUUUAAAACUGGACAACAGCUUGUCUCUUCCACAGGGGAACUUGCUGAAAUAAAUAAAAAGGAUGGGCAAUACUUACCUGUGAUUCCUCAUUUUUUUAUCCCUGCCAAGUGUUGGCAUUUUAAAAACUGAUCCAUUGUUAAUUGUGUGAGCUCUCCCUACGCCCCGCCCCCCAACCCGCAAGUGGUAUACCGUAGGUCAGAGCCUACCUCAGUUGUGCUUUCCCCCAAAGCCUCUCCCAUUCCUAGAACCAGCUACUCUCUUCUUCCCUUACUGAUCCCAAACACUCAUUCCACUGUUUCUGUCUGUAAGAAUGCUUCUUAAAUGAAAUGCAAAUAAAAGUGUUAAUGGAUUCUUUUUAUUAACUUCC
Hemicordylus capensis (graceful crag lizard) is the source of this 10343-nucleotide messenger RNA. RefSeq names its product zinc finger protein 420-like. The transcript is spliced from 4 exons. The coding region runs from base 4504 to 6456 and encodes 650 amino acids. The record is from RefSeq and is a predicted model, not a curated record. NCBI's taxonomy places the organism in Eukaryota, Metazoa, Chordata, Lepidosauria, Squamata, Cordylidae. Gene Ontology annotation, biological process: negative regulation of transcription by RNA polymerase II; regulation of cytokine production; regulation of immune system process.